CCGUGAGGGGAGCGCUGGGCAGCGCCAUAUCCCGGCCCCCCCCCCGCCGCCCCGGCACCGCGCGCAUGCGCGCUGAGCUGCUGCGGGCACCUGCGCAAUAGUGAUCCCCCGGUCGCUCUCGGCGGAGACCGGCCCGGGAGGACAUGCUGCCAAAUAGUGAUCCCUAGCUGCUGGUGGUCUCCUGAGGGGGCUGCGGGGUCCGGGGCCGUCCCCACACACCGCACCUGCCCGGACACCGCUCCCCGCCUCCCUCCGGCCUCCCAGCAGCGCCGCACCGCCGGCGGGGCCGCUCCUCGGGCCGCGAGGUGCAGCUCAGCUCCGUUUCCUGCCGCCUGUGCCCUGCCCGAUUCCAAGCUGGCGAUGUCCAGGGUGCCGAGUCCCCCCCCUCCGGCAGAGAUGUCCAGCGGGCCCGUGGCCGAGAGCUGGUGCUACACACAGAUCAAGGUGGUGAAGUUCUCCUACAUGUGGACCAUCAACAACUUCAGCUUCUGCCGGGAGGAGAUGGGGGAGGUCAUCAAGAGCUCGACCUUUUCCUCUGGAGCCAACGACAAGCUCAAGUGGUGUUUGCGUGUGAACCCCAAGGGCCUGGACGAGGAGAGCAAGGAUUACCUGUCCCUGUACCUGCUGCUGGUGAGCUGCCCCAAGAGCGAGGUCAGGGCCAAGUUCAAGUUCUCCAUCCUCAAUGCCAAGGGAGAGGAGACCAAGGCCAUGGAGAGCCAGCGUGCCUAUCGCUUCGUGCAAGGCAAGGACUGGGGCUUCAAGAAGUUCAUCAGGAGAGAUUUCCUGCUGGACGAGGCCAACGGGCUCCUGCCAGACGACAAACUGACCCUGUUCUGUGAGGUGAGCGUGGUGCAGGACUCGGUGAACAUCUCGGGCCAGAACACCAUGAACAUGGUGAAGGUGCCCGAGUGCCGCCUGGCCGACGAGCUGGGCGGGCUCUGGGAGAACUCGCGCUUCACCGACUGCUGCCUCUGCGUGGCCGGCCAGGAGUUCAAGGGCCACAAAGCCAUCCUGGCAGCGCGCUCCCCCGUGUUCAGCGCCAUGUUCGAGCACGAGAUGGAGGAGAGCAAAAAGAACCGGGUGGAGAUCAACGACGUGGAGCCCGAGGUUUUUAAGGAAAUGAUGUGUUUCAUUUACACUGGGAAGGCCCCAAACCUGGACAAGAUGGCUGAUGACCUGCUGGCAGCUGCUGACAAGGUAACCUCGGGGUUUCUGGAGGCGCAGCCAGAAAACGGAGGUGAACACGAGUUUUUCCUCUUCAAACAAUAA
This is a messenger RNA of Motacilla alba alba, 1269 nucleotides long. It is a transcript of the gene SPOP, whose product is annotated as speckle type BTB/POZ protein. Gene Ontology annotation, cellular component: nucleus; cytoplasm. Lineage: Eukaryota; Metazoa; Chordata; Aves; Passeriformes; Motacillidae. The transcript has 9 exons. The record is from RefSeq and is a predicted model, not a curated record. Bases 361 to 1269 code for a protein of 302 amino acids. Gene Ontology annotation, biological process: regulation of proteolysis; proteasome-mediated ubiquitin-dependent protein catabolic process. Gene Ontology annotation, molecular function: ubiquitin protein ligase binding.